UCUGCCCAGUCCUCUCCAGCUUCAGGAGGAGUUGGAGCAGCCUGGCCCCAACCUUGUGUCCUCAUCAAGUCUUCUUCACUCCUGCUCAUGGCUGCUGCCAUGAAAGUGGCCCUGUUUUUCCUCCUCUUUGGGGUCAUCUGGACUCACAAAGUGAGCACAGAGUUUCUAGACACCACAACCACUUUGAAGAUCUCCAAAGAAGUUGUGACGUCUGUACCUGGAGAGACCUCUGCUUCUUGGGUCUCAACUUUCUCUGAGGCCCCAAACCUCAACUCAGUUACCCCCUACCCUGCAAUAACAGGAGUCCCUGAAGAGGUCAACAGCACUAGGCACCAGAUCUCCCCACCUUCCUCAGAUCUUUAUACAGCCACUGAAGUGUCCUUUUCUGGGACUCCCACUGCUGCCAGCAGUGACCUCCAUGAAUCUGAGUCAAUGGCCUCCUGGGAAGUUUCCAGCAAGGAGUCAUCAAACCUGGAAAUUAGUGCAAACAGGAACUCUGCUGAACCACUAAGACACUCUCUAGCAUUACAUGUUAUGGCUGAUCGAAUCAUGGCAACUGACACUCUGGAGACCUCUACUGUAGCCAGUGAACCUUUCACCAUCAUGGCGACUGACUCUCUGGAGACCUCCGCUGUAGCCAGUGGGCCUCUUACCACCAUGGCAGCUGACUCUCUGGAGACCUCUGCUGUAGCCAGUGGACCUCUCACCACCGUGGCAACUGGCUCUCUGGAGACCUCUGCUGUAGCCAGUGGACCUCUCACCACCAUGGCAACCGGCUCUCUGGAGACCUCUGCUGUAGCCAGUGGGCCUCUCACCAUCAUGGCAGCUGACUCUCUGGAGACCUCCGCUAUAGCCAGUGGGCCUCUUACCACCAUGGCAGCUGACUCUCUGGAGACCUCUGCUGUAGCCAGUGGACCUCUCACCACCGUGGCAACUGGCUCUCUGGAGACCUCUGCUGUAGCCAGUGGACCUCUCACCACCAUGGCAACUGGCUCUCUGGAGACCUCUGCUGUAGCCAGUGGACCUCUCACCACCAUGGCAACUGGCUCUCUGGAGACCUCUGCUAUAGCCAGUGGGCCUCCCACCAUAAUGGCGGCUGACUCUCUGGAGACCUCCACUGUAGCCAGUGGACCCUCCACCAUCAUGGCGACUAACUCUCUGGAGACCCCCAAGGGGGCCAGUGGCUUCCCCAUCUCCACGGUAAAAAUAUUCACCAAUAGAACCAGUGGGGAUUCCCAACCUCUAGGUCAGGAGUUAAAUCGCACCCAGCUGGUGGCUGUGCUGGUGGCUGUGCUGGUGGUCAUUGUCCUCUUGGGCCUACUCCUGCUGUGGCGCCAACGGCAGAAGAGGCGGACGGGGGCCCUGACACUAGGCAGGGGUGGAAAGCGCAACGGGGUUGUAGAUGCCUGGGCUGGGCCAGCCCGGGUGUGUGAUGAGGAGGCCCUGACGGCAGCAGCAGGAGGGCCUGGGGGUGAGAGGGGCCCCGGGGUGUCUGAGGUGGACGGGUCUGGCCAGCAGCCCAUGCUCACCACAUUCUUUGAAAAACGCAAGUCACACCGGGACUCAGUGGAGCUGGUGGAGCUGGAAGCCAGGUCAGCCCUGGUCCCAAAGGGGGAGGAGGAGCCACUGAUGGACAACAAGGAGGAGGCUGCCGAGGUCCCCGCUUCAGAGGGACCAGAAGCCGGGGAGGUGGAGGCCCCUCAGUGCUUCUGAAGAAAGAGAGCCAAGGUCAGAAUCAUUCCCAGCUUCUAUUACCUGCUGUCCCAUCAUCACUUGAAGGCUCCUUGUCACCCAGCAUGUUUGUCCUGAACCCCACGCAGCUUCUCAACCCAGGGUCUCCCAGCCAGCGCCCACACCCGGUGCCUGGAGGGCCUACACCCACGGAGGCGCUUUCAAACUGAACCAAUAACCCUUCCUCCUCCAUUCUGACUUCUCCCCGCUGCUGCUCAGUCUCCAUAAUGUCGAGCUUCCUUGACCUGUAAUUUCUCAGAGGACCCCCCCAUCCCCUGGGGACCGCAGAGUCUAGGAGUCAUAACCCAGAGUGAUCCCACCUAGGAUCAUUCUGGAAACUACUUUUGGUCCAUAGACUGGGACAGUCUUCUUGGACAGUCAGCCCACAAACCUCCUCUAACUCUGUGCCAGGCAACAUCACCUAACUGUGCCUGGUGACAGCACAUGGACUCUUGGCUGGCCCCUGGCUCACGCUGCCACGCUCCCCUCCUCAAGCCUGUGGACUGAGGCUGCCAGAGGCAGCAGUUCCUCCUCCCCAAGGUAGGGGUGAGAAGCGUUUCCGGGCAGGUGUAACUCUCAGAAGCCCCAGCGCCAACGUGGGCCUGGCCACGGGUGCAGUUUGCGUGCUCUGUGGCUCUGCGUGUGAAGUGGUGGCGGUGAGUAGUGAAGUGUGGCAGUGAGGCCAGGGCAGGAGAGGCUGCAGAGCUGCCACCCAGCUGACAUCCCAUGGGCCCUUGUCUUGGCUCAGGUGGGGUGGGGGUAGUGGAUUUGCCCCUGUCUGCGGCCCAGUGAAGAAUGCCGGGCUUGAUGGAAAGACUUCUGGUGUGACCUGAGUGUAGUUCUUCAGCUCAGGCCUCUGUCUGUCCUGCUCUCAGCCUCCCCGGCUCCAGCCCGAUCACUCUCCAGGAAUGGGGAGAGGAAGCCCAGAGAGCGGGGGAACUGGCUGUUACCUGUGUAAUAUGUUUGUAUUUCGUCUCCCAUGGGGCUCCUUCCCUCCUCCGAGGAGAAUCAGUGAGACCGGCAGGCCCCCAGAACUGGGAGCUUCCCCUGUGGCUCCAGGAGAGGAAGGGAGUGGGGGCUGGGGAGGGGUGGGGACAGGACCCCACCCCAGGCCAGAGCCCAGGGGCCACAUAAGCCAUGCCAAGGCCAGAGGCGCUAGGUACUUCCCCAGGACAAAGAGGAAAUUUGCAAAGAGGAAGUUGUUGAGUCAUAAGGCACAGCAGCUUUGAGGAGACAGGUUGACCUACACAGAAGAGGUCCUUGGAAGGGUGGGAGCAUGACUGCCCCAUGGCCCAAAAGGGAGGGAAGGGAUCUGGAAGCAGGUGCGGCAUCUGUUCUUGCCCUGGGGGGAAGGGAGGGGAGAGAGAGAGAGACAGAGACAGAGACACAGAGAGAGAGAGAGACAGAGAAGGGACAGAAAGUGGCCAUGGAUCCACGCAGCCAUGCAGCCAUGCAGCCACCACAGUUUGUGCCGCCUGUGCUUGGUCUGGGGGCAGGCUGAGCUGGACAGAAAUACAGCCCUCAGCAGCCAAGCCGGGUACCACCACAGCUGUCCCUGGGUGUCUUUUCCCACUUCUCACAGGGCGCCGUUUAGACAAUUCAGAACUGAAUUCAAACUCCCUUGCUCUUAGCUGGAGCAGCCAGAUUGUGUCCCCAAAGUCCCUCAGACACACUGUAACUGUUGUCACAGGUUUGCCCAACCGAGCACCCCAAUUUCAGGUUUAGAAGAAUAUUGUCUCGAACUCAGAGGCCAUCAGCUCUGUCCCUCUCUGUGGACAUGUGUGAUUCCUUUUCUGAACUACUCCUGGUGUCUGGGUCAUGGGUGGAUCCUGAAGGAAAUGGGGUGGAUAGGUAAGGCACCCAAUAGGGCUCUUGCAGCCUGGAAAAUAACACAGAAUGUGAAAAGUGUUCAAAUAGAGGCACAGACAAAAUUUUACAUGUGUACACACUGUUCCUGGGGGAAGGGUAGGAGGCUCCACUGCAGACCUGACUUAGCUCUGGAUCCUGUUCAGGGACUUUGUCUGAUUCACUGCUAUGCUCCAGGUGGCUACUAUGCCAGCAAGUGAGGGGUCCUCAGAAAAUAGUCAUCUGAAUGAAAGCAUGCAUGCUAAAUAUCAUGUUUUCAAAAACUAUGCAAUGACUUUGAAAAAUGUCUACAAUAUAAUGUUACCUGGGAAGGAAAACUGGUUACUAAUCUGUAAAUACUUACAAAUUUAUUUUUGCAAUGAAAAUGCAAAAACAUAGGGGCACCCAGGUGGCUCAGUCUAUUAGGCCGAACUUUGAUUUCAGCUCAGGUUGUGAUCUCAGGGUCGUGAGAUCAUGCCCCGAGUCAGGCUCCAUGGUUAGCAAGGAGUCUACUUGAGAUUCUCUUUCCCUCUCUCUCUGCCCCUCCCUGAGCACCCCCAUCCCUGCUCGUGUACAUACUCUUUCAUAAAUAAAUAAAUAAAUAUUUUUUUUAAAAAGAAAAAAUAUUUGAAGGGUAUAUCCCCAAUGUUUACUGUAGUUAUCUGUCAGUAAUAAGCUUAUGAAUGAUUUUUGUUUUGUUUAUAUUUUCUGUGUUUUCCAAGUUUUAAAUAAUAAAAGCCUAUCACUCUUAAAAUUAGAAAACACAUCAACAAGAGAGUGUCUGCUGAGAGGAUGAGAUGUCUGGUUCAAGGAGAGAAGGCUGGAAGGGCAGGUUGGAGGUCCUCUGUGAAGGGCAAGGGAAUUUGAAUUCAGUUCUGAAAGCAAUGGGGAGGUCACCAAACCUAAGUAUGUUCUAGACUCUUCCAGGGCCUCACGAAACCACACUCCUUCCUGCCCUUGGUUCUUGGGUGCCAAGUUCCCCUGACCCUUCUUCCACAAUCCCUUGGAGCUGUUCCUUCUCCCAGACCCUAACACAUCUUGCCUGAGUCCUGCCCAGUCUUCUCUUUGGGUUUCUUGACCCAAAUAACUUCCACCCUCUGCCCACAAUGGUCCCACUGACCCUUCUAAAAGACCACUCUGUCCAGGUUAUCCCUGAACCUCUUAUGGCACUCAAGAUAGAGCCUUAGCAUGCAGGAUAAGACCCCUUUAAGAUCUCGGUCUGCCUGGCCAGUCCUUGGUGCAAACACUGCACUCUAGCCUCAUCAAAUUCCUUGUAGUAGGGCAACCCAGGUGGCUCAGUGGUUUAGCACCUGCCUUCAGCCCAGGGCGUGAUCCUGGAGACCAGGGAUUAAGUCCCACGUCAGGCUCCCUGCAUGGAGCCUGCUUCUCCCUUUGCUGUGUCUCUGCCUCUCUCUCUCUCUCUCUGUGUCUUUCAUGAAUAAAUAAAUAAAAUCUAAAAAAAAAAAAAAAGUUCCUUGUAGCUCCCUGAAUAUGCCAUGUGAUUUUCUUGGUGUGUGUGUGGGGGAAGGGGGGGUAUAGUUUAAAAUGUUAAAAGUAAGGGAGGU
This is a messenger RNA of Canis lupus familiaris (dog), 5141 nucleotides long. It is a transcript of the gene SPN, whose product is annotated as sialophorin. NCBI's taxonomy places the organism in Eukaryota, Metazoa, Chordata, Mammalia, Carnivora, Canidae. Gene Ontology annotation, biological process: type II interferon production; defense response to bacterium; regulation of immune response. The record is from RefSeq and is a predicted model, not a curated record. Gene Ontology annotation, molecular function: transmembrane signaling receptor activity; heat shock protein binding. Gene Ontology annotation, cellular component: external side of plasma membrane. Bases 88 to 1713 code for a protein of 541 amino acids. The transcript has 2 exons.